AUGAGGUUCCCCGACACCCGUCGCGAUAUCCGUUGGCAAAAUCUCAACAUGUUCCCAAUUACUAUUUUACUCUUCAUCUUCAAUCUGGUGAAUAUCGGUGUUACCAGCGCCUACAUCGGCACAUACGAUUUAUAUGUCAACCCUUUGAGCAUCAGCAUCAUAUGCACAUGUGUCAUUUCAAUAAUACACACGUUUGUCGACAUCCUCGUUAUUCCCCAUAACAAGCUUAGUCCAAUCUACGUCACCAUAAUGUCCUCCUUCUACACUCUAUUUUGGACGGGCGCAGUUAUCAUCAGUGGCAUUUCAAUGGCUUUUGGACUCAGCUACGGGGAAUGUAACGCAUAUUAUUAUGAUUACUAUAUGUACAGAGACACCAAUAGCACAGGCUGUCCGAUGCUGAUAACAACCUUUGUUUUCAGUGUGUUUACACUCGUUUUAUAUGUAUCAGCAUUAUGCGUCGGUGCUAUAGCACUGGGAAGAUUCCAAAAAAUGGCUCUAGGGAGACAACGCGCUAGUUACGCUGUAGAAAACUAUCAACCCAAUUACUCUCAGAGAGGCCUGGAUAACAACCUCGAAAUCUUCCCAAUCCCUCCGACUAUGGAACUCCCUAAUAAUUCAAUCCCAGGUAGAAAAGUGGAGCUGAGUGCAUAG
Morchella importuna is the source of this 651-nucleotide messenger RNA. RefSeq lists its product as uncharacterized. Lineage: Eukaryota; Fungi; Ascomycota; Pezizomycetes; Pezizales; Morchellaceae. The transcript has 4 exons. Bases 1 to 651 code for a protein of 216 amino acids. The record is from RefSeq and is a predicted model, not a curated record.